AUGGUUUUGUUUUCCAUUUUGUUUUCUUUUCUAAUUUUUCUUAAUUUCUUUUUAUCUUUUUUUUUUUUACCCCUUUUUAUUAUUUCUUUUUUAUUUUUUCUCUCUUUUUUUCUUUCUCUUUCUUUACUAUUAUUUGGUUAUGACUUCUUUCUUCUUACCUCUGUGAUUAUUUUCUUAAUUUCUCUCCCUUUCAUUUGCCCUUUUUACUUUUUAUCCUUCAUUCUUUUUUCUUUAUUUCUUCUUCUUUUUCUUUUCUCACCAUUUCUUUCUUCCUCUUCUUUUUUUUUUAUUAGUGUCACUGACUUCAUUUCCACUUUUAUCUUUUUAUUUGUUGCUCAGUUUUUUCCCAUUCUUUUCUACUCUUUCUUCUGCAUCUUCCAUCCUUAUGUUUUUUCUUUGUCUUCUUCUUUUUGUGUUUUCAUUCAUUUUUAUAUUUCAUCCUUUUCAUUACUCCAUAUUAUACAUUUAUCUUUUCUUCUCUUACUCAUUCUGUUUACCUUUCUUUUUUUUAUUGUUUUUCUUUCAUUUGCUGGAUUUUUCUUCUUUUUUUUCCUUUGCUAUUUUUCUUUUCUAUCUGUUUGUACUAAUCUAUUUUUGUCUGUUCAUAUCUAUCUCUCUACCUGUAUGUAUUCUCUUUUCUUAGCAUUAUUUGUCUGCUACUUCUUUCUUCUUGUCUUCCUUAUUCUUUGCUUUCUUUUGAAUUUGCUUUUUUUUCUCUUCUUUCUUCAUUUUAUAUUUCAUUCAAUAAUCAUUUUUUCUUUCUCUUCAUUUUCUCUCAGUAUUCUUUAG
This is a messenger RNA of Acanthosepion pharaonis, 789 nucleotides long. NCBI's taxonomy places the organism in Eukaryota, Metazoa, Mollusca, Cephalopoda, Sepiida, Sepiidae. The record is from the annotation of a GenBank genome assembly.